Molecule: messenger RNA, 4948 nt
Organism: Calidris pugnax (ruff)
Lineage: Eukaryota; Metazoa; Chordata; Aves; Charadriiformes; Scolopacidae
Gene: TBX4
Product: T-box 4
Exons: 9
Coding region: 1268-2893 (541 amino acids)
Biological process (GO): positive regulation of DNA-templated transcription; angiogenesis; regulation of transcription by RNA polymerase II
Cellular component (GO): nucleus
Molecular function (GO): RNA polymerase II cis-regulatory region sequence-specific DNA binding; DNA-binding transcription factor activity, RNA polymerase II-specific
Source: RefSeq, a predicted model, not a curated record
CGUUCUGGCGUGGCCCCCGUUUGCCGCCUCCCAUGCUCCAGCCUGCUGUAGCUGUAGGGCUUUUUUCAUUAAAAAACAAAAAAGUAAUUGCAAAGCAGAUGGGGCGAUUUUUUUACAUAUAUAUUUCUUGAAGUUAAAGCAGACCUUUGGCUAGCAGAGACCAUUGGGGACUAACUCAGGCUGACGUUCACCAGGGCAGUGAUCUCUGGACUAUUUGUUCUUAUACAGAGUGUUGCCGAGCUCACGGCAAAGUUUCUUCCGUACAGAACGUGCGAUGGACUUGAAAAGUUCUUUUUCUAGAUGCUACUUUGACAAACAGUGAGCCAGCAUAUCCAGAAAUAAAAAUCCGGAGCAUUUAGAUAAAAUUAGUGUUCGUUUUGAAAAUUAAAACGAUUCCACGAUUGCUUGCUUUUAUUUGUAAAAUUCUUAAGCUUUUAAAAAAUGUCUAGAUAAAUGAAUAUUCGUUCACGGUUUAAUUAUUAGUGGUUACACAGUGAACAAUGCCUGUUUGCAUCCUACGUAGACUGGCUUGAAAUUGCGAGGGGUAAGUAAACUGGGACAAAAUUAUCAAAUAAUCCCCCAAAUAUUUGAAAACAAAUCGGAAUAUCGUUGUUCGUUUGAUUUAGCCCGUUUCGCUGGAGCCUGGCGCGAGGCUGAGGAACACGUUAGUUUACAACGUUUUAAAACAUUCGUUAAAAUAUUUACUUAAUCGUCUAAAACAAAGCCUUGGAGCCUCCAAACGUGCCCAGGUCAGGCAAACACACGCGGAUAAUUCGGCCGAAUGAUUUAGCAGCAGAGAACCGCUUGCAUUUAAACCCGUGCAUAUUUUCAAUACCCCCUUAGUGCAUCUAUUUUAGUCAGAUGUUUAAGAUUAAAGGGCCGCGUGUCAGCCCGUAUCUUACCCAUGCUUCCUGUCAUCGUUUCUUUGCAAUUUAAUUUUGUGUUUUCCUUUCAGCCUAGAAGUGUUUGGUACCAGUCUCUUGGCAAAAGAGCCUGAGGAAUGGAAGGGUAAAGAAAUACGACCCAGCUGCUAUGCACAAUGAGGUUUGUAAGUCCUUGUAUGGUAUAAAUAAGCAUAUUACACAGUUAUUAGAAAUUUGGCACUGUCCCUGUCUAGAAGCCCGAGUCCGAUGCUGUGUGAUUCCUCCCCAGUCCAUGCAUAAUUCAGUAUUAGUACUCCAUUCUUCCAGCCUUAUUACUGGCCAAAUUCGGCAACUUUUUCUCAGUCCUCCUCCAUUCAAACCCUCCUCGGCAGUGUCAACCGGAAAUGCUCCAGGAGAAAAGCCUGUCUGAAACCGAGGAAGGGUUUCCAACAGCCCCCGCGCCCGGCCAUGCGGACUCCUCCGCCGGUUCCCCCGUCCUCGGCGUAGCCGGGGGGAGCAGCACACCGCUCAGCAGCCCGCAGCUCCCCGACCCCGAGCAGACAAUAGAAAAUAUCAAAGUCUAUCUCCAUGAGAAGGAGCUAUGGAAGAAAUUUCAUGAAGCUGGCACGGAAAUGAUAAUAACCAAAGCAGGCAGGAGGAUGUUUCCUAGUUACAAGGUUAAAGUGACCGGAAUGAACCCCAAGACCAAGUACAUCCUGUUGAUCGACAUCGUCCCGGCUGACGACCACCGGUACAAGUUCUGUGACAAUAAAUGGAUGGUGGCUGGGAAGGCAGAGCCGGCCAUGCCGGGGCGACUCUACGUGCAUCCCGACUCCCCCGCCACGGGAGCCCACUGGAUGAGGCAGCUGGUGUCCUUUCAGAAGCUAAAACUCACCAACAACCACCUGGAUCCCUUCGGACACAUCAUUCUUAAUUCAAUGCAUAAAUACCAACCGCGGCUGCACAUCGUGAAGGCGGAUGAGAACAACGCUUUCGGGUCGAAGAACACCGCCUUCUGCACCCACGUUUUUCCAGAGACCUCCUUUAUAUCCGUGACCUCCUACCAGAACCACAAGAUAACCCAGCUGAAAAUCGAGAACAACCCCUUUGCCAAGGGAUUCAGGGGGAGCGACGACAGCGACCUGCGCGUGGCACGGCUGCAGAGCAAAGAAUAUCCAGUAAUUUCCAAAAGCAUCAUGAGGCAGAGGUUGGUGUCCAGUCACGGCCAGCUUUCAGCAAAGCCAGAUGUUAACCCACUUCAUGGGAAUCACCAGACCCUUCAACAUUAUCAGUAUGAGAACGGUGCUCACAUGCAAUUUGCAGCUUCAGAUACUCAAGAUCUGCCACUCAACACCUUCACAGCACAGAGGGAUUCAGGGCUCUUCUACCAUUGCCUAAAAAGAAGAGAAAGUGCUCGGCACCUGGACCUGCCCUGCAAACGCUCCUACCUGGAAGCCUCCUCUUCUGUAGGAGACGAUCACUAUUUCCGUUCCCCGCCUCCGUACGACCAGCAGAUGUUAAGCCCUUCCUACUGCAGCGAGGUGACCCCGAGGGAAGCCUGCAUGUACUCUGGUUCUGGGGCUGAAAUCGCUGGCGUCUCAGCCGUCGACGACCUGCCACCUCCGCCUCCCCCCUUGAGCUGCAAUAUGUGGACUUCUGUCGCACCUUACACCAGCUACAGCGUUCAGACAAUGGAGACUGUCCCUUACCAGCCUUUCCCUGCUCAUUUCACUGCCACCACCAUGAUGCCACGGCUCCCCUCCAUCGCGGGCCAAGGCUCGCAGCCACCAGGGAACAGCCACUUCAGUGUCUACAACCAGCUGUCCCAGUCUCAGGUUCGGGAGCGUGUUCCUUCUUCAUCUUUCCCCAGGGAAAGGGUUCACCCCUCUGUGUGUGAGAGAAAACCCCCCUCUCCGCACCUAAACGCUGCCAACGAGUUCCUCUACUCCCAAAGCUUUUCCUUGGCCAGGGAGUCGUCGCUGCAGUAUCAUUCAGGGAUGGGGACUGUGGAGAACUGGACUGACGGGUGACCCCCACGGCCGAGCCGUGCCACAGCCAACGUUACUGCUCCAGGACAGUGGUCAGUCAGUGUUGAUACCUGUGGGUAACUUGCACUUCGGUGAGACAAAUGUGCAUUUCCAGAGGGAUUUGUGUGGGUGAAGAGCUCGUGUCUUCAGGCACACAGAGAAUUAAUUACACCUCCCGUCUCGGUGGGCUGGAUUCAUCAGUCUCUUACUGACUCCCGAAUAAAUUAGUCCUCGUGUCCUCAUUACCGACCCAGUAGGAACCACCUUCAUGACUAACAAGUGAAGUAGCUAGCCCUUUCCUUUUGCUUGUACUAUUAAACACCCACGAGCAAAUUGUGGCUAUUUUUGGGGGAAAAAUACCAGCUUCACUUUUACGGUACUCGGUUUGUGAAGUCACAGCAUCCCAAAGAUGAAAGGAAAAAGCGACCCUGUCCGGUGGCCUAGUUCAAGGACUGCUGCAGCAGCACUUCUUUAGCUCUUUUUUAGAAAUUCCUUCUUCCUCUGGAAGUGAUGGAGCCGUAGGGGCGCGGGGGCCGGCGGGGAGGCUGGGCGGUGGGGUCAGGGAGCUGCGGUGCCACUCGGGUACCCCCCCGGCACGGCGCGGGGUCGGUGCCGUGGCGUGGAGAGGAGAAGGCACCGAUGCACAAAUGUCUCUUCUUCCCCCCCCCACAACCCCAUCCGUGGCUGUGGGAGACUCAGAAGUGACGCCUUAUGCCUGAGGCCAAACAGCAAAUGAAUCGCAGCGUUAGGAACAGACCCAGUGUCUUCAGACUCCCAUCCCUUGGUUUGAAUCACACUCGCUUAUUGCAAUAUAUUUAUGAAGUUUUAAGCUUAAAAGUUGCUAAUACUUUCCAGAAACGAUCUCUGUAUUUGCUGGUCCUUGAUUUCUUUCGUAUUCAGCUGAAACGCGCCUUUUGUGCUAUGUUUUUUUUUUUCUUUUGCAGCUAGCUCAGAGAGAAUUGUUUUCAGCAUAAAGGAGGCAUAGAGGAAUAUUUUCUUAACUGCGGGGUGGGAUGAGCUCCCAUUACCCAUCAGGCUUUACAGUGUACAAAUCUUUGUAAAACAGGUAAAAAAAAUCUGUAACCAGUGUAUAAGUUGCUACUAUUGUUUACUGUGGAAGUACCUUGAAAUGACUCCUUCGGCGCUGGCUUCACCCACCAGAGUGUCCCUUCCAGGUGAGGAGGGAUGAGGUGAAGAGGGAUCACCCAGCGACGGCCACGGCGAGCAACCUGUGCUCUUUCUGGAAUUAAACUCCCAUUGUCUUCACCCAAAAAAUCUCCCGAGCAGGGAUGUGUCCUCCUCCGGUCCGCAGUGUGUCCAUCCUGCUGAGCUCCCAGGUGAUGCUGUCCCCAGGGAUGGUGACACAGAGGUGAUGCUGGGAGUUUGGUUCCACUAAAAAGCGCGAUAUUUAAGCUCCGGUCGGGUGCGGUGGGGGGUUUUUUUUUCCACUCCUGCUUCAAAGGCAAAAAGCUGAAAUACAGAUUUGGAAGAGGGGAGGUACCUCUGCGUUUGGAUGAAUCCAUCCCAGUGAGGAGAGGCUGGUGGAGGAGGGCGGCUGCUUGCAGUGAGACAACCCCGAGGCCACUACAGUGGAGGUCACGUUUCAACCAGGACAAUCUCAUACACCCGUUCAGCAGACCAUGUGUGUGACCAGUUUGGAUUUUGUAAUCAGAUUUUGGAAAUCACUACAGUUUUUGCAUGCUGAAUAGCUAUUUAUAUACAUAUAUAUUUUAUAUAUAUAUAUAAAAAAAUAUAUAUAUAUCACAAAUGCAGGCCACGUGUCCAAUUCAGCUUUGCUUUUUACGAAUGAAAUACUUAAUAAAAAUGAAUGUUGCAAGGUUUUUUUUUGGAAAGACAUCUAUUUAAGAUUUUUUUUUUUUUUAAUUACACACCUUUGAUGUAAAAACUAAGAAUUGGUUAGAUAAAAAACAUAUAUACUACAGAUAAAUCUUUAUUAGAAACCACAUUAGAUACAGGUGGUAUGGAAUUUUUAAAUGUUUGUUACAUAGCAUGGACAUUUUAUUUUACAUAUCAGAACAUAAAGUCAUUUUACUACUA